UGCAAUGCAUUGAGUUUUUCUUGUUCUUCAUAAAGGACUAGCCUGGCUGAGAGGGCCGAUCAACCAACUCUACUAGUACAUUUAAUUCUCAUUCUUUCUCUACUCCACAAAAGUACAAAACAGGCACACAACCCAAGAGCUUUUUCAUAUACUAGUGCUAAUCUUUUUGCUUCUGAAAAUUCCAAAAAAAGCACUCACUGCACUUAACACAACCCAACAAACACUAAAAAAACAUCUUUUCAAUUUUCCUGCACUUUUUUUGCCGCCUCACACCACUGAAAAAAUGUUCUUCAACUUCCUCAACUCUCAUCUUCAUCUAUUUCUCACAUCUGAAAAUUGCUUAAGACAAUUUUAAUUUCCAAGGACCAUGGAUGAUGUCAUUAAUAGUACAGUUAAAAGAAUCUCACAUUUUAAUUGGUCUAAGUUUUUUAACCAUUGUUGUUUCCAGUUGACUAGGAAGUCAACCUUAUAUGCAAUUGUUUCUUUUUUUCUUCUUUUUCUCUUAGCUUACAACAGUUCCACUGUGUUCUAUGUUCAAGUUCCAGUUCCAGCCAACUCCUCACCUGAAAUUUCUACUUUUUCCACUGAAAAUGUUGCCAGAAAAUCAAGAAUGUUGGUUUCUUUAUCUUCUUCUGAGAUAUAUGCAGUAAAAGAGGAAACCCCACUUGUAAAACCAAACAACCAUUUCACAAUUUCCAGUAAAAAUCCAAACUUGGUGGGUUUUACAUACAAUUCAGUUGUUUAUCAUCCAAGAAGAAGGAGAAAAAAGAAGUCUUUGGUGAAAGUUUAUCAUUCAGGGGUUAGAAUUAAUGAGUUUUCAAUGAGAAUGAAGGAGUUUUUUGGUAAUAAAUCAUCCAAUUCUUCAUGUAAGUUUAGAUUUUUCAUGACUUGGAUUUCUUCCAUUGAAUCUUUUGGUGAAAGGGAACAGUUUGCUGUGGACAGUUUGUUUAAGGCACACCCAAAUGGCUGUUUGGUCAUUAUGUCCACUUCAAUGGAUUCUCCAACAGGGAUGCAUAUUUUAAAGCCUUUUUUAGAGAAAGGUUUAAGGGUAGCUGCAAUUUCACCUGAUUACUAUUAUUUAUUUAAAAAUACUGUUGCUCAAGCCUGGAUUGAUAGUUUAAUGAAGGGUAAUGUAGAUCCGGGGGAAGUUUCUUUAGGCCAAAACCUCUCAAAUUUACUUAGACUUGGUUUAUUGUACAAGUUUGGCGGGAUUUAUUUAGAUACUGAUGUUAUAGUGUUGAAGAGUUUUAGGAAGCUAAGAAAUGUUAUUGGAGCUCAAACUAUUGAUGUUGAAACAAGAAACUGGAGCAGGUUAAAUAAUGCUGUAAUGAUUUUUGAUAAAGGGCAUCCUUUGUUGUACAACUUUAUUGAAGAAUUUGCACUUACAUUUGAUGGGAAUAAAUGGGGUCAUAAUGGACCUUACUUGGUUUCAAGGGUUGUGUCAAGGGUAAGUGGAAGAGAUGGAUACAAUUUCACAGUUCUGCCUCCAAUGGCUUUUUAUCCAGUUGAUUGGAAUAGGAUUGGUAGUCUCUUUCUUGGGCCGAGGAACGAGACUCAUUCGAGAUGGUUGCUCUUGAAACUCCAGAAGAUUCAGAGCGAAAGUUUGGCUGUGCAUCUUUGGAACAAGCAGAGUCGAGAGCUUAAGGUCGAAGAAGGAAGCAUUAUCCAACAUAUAAUGUCAGAUUGUUGUGUUUUCUGUAAUUCUUAAAUUCAUCAAAGUUGUAAGUAUACACCACGAAACGAUCAAUGUCAACAUGUUUUAUUCUUCAAGUUGUAGGAUUAUGGACCGCCUCAGUUCAUUCCAUAGGUUGUCUUGAAGAAAAUUAGGUGGUACAGAAAUAAUGCAGGAUCCAUGUAAUCUACUUCAUGUCUAGGUGAUUGAACAAAUUAUACAAGACAGAACAGCAGAAUUAUUGCUAAGUUCCUAUCGACUGAAAUGCUAUUGGCCCACAAUUUAAUUGGAUAAAUAUCUUGAUUC
Molecule: messenger RNA, 1978 nt
Organism: Lycium barbarum (goji berry)
Lineage: Eukaryota; Viridiplantae; Streptophyta; Magnoliopsida; Solanales; Solanaceae
Exons: 1
Coding region: 368-1708 (446 amino acids)
Source: RefSeq, a predicted model, not a curated record